CAACAAGCUUCUUGGAGGAGCUUCAGAGGGCCUUUGGGGAUUCCAACGCAGAGCAAGUCGCUGCCGCCCGACUCAUGGCCCUUCGCCAGGGCAGACGGUCCUUCGCGGACUACAUCUCCGACUUCGAAAUGCUGGCUGCAGACGCGGGGUACAACGUGGUCACUUCCACCGACAGCAAGGGCGAGUACAAGAAGGGGGAACAGGACAACAUCCUCAUCGAGUUCCUGGAGCGCGGACUCAGCAGCGAAAUUGCAAGCC
Mycena citricolor is the source of this 258-nucleotide messenger RNA. The record is from the annotation of a GenBank genome assembly. Lineage: Eukaryota; Fungi; Basidiomycota; Agaricomycetes; Agaricales; Mycenaceae.